Messenger RNA from Aspergillus bombycis, 1017 nucleotides. Its product is annotated as amidohydrolase family protein. Bases 1 to 1017 code for a protein of 338 amino acids. Lineage: Eukaryota; Fungi; Ascomycota; Eurotiomycetes; Eurotiales; Aspergillaceae. Gene Ontology annotation, biological process: secondary metabolic process. Gene Ontology annotation, cellular component: cytosol; cytoplasm. The record is from RefSeq and is a predicted model, not a curated record. The transcript has 2 exons. Gene Ontology annotation, molecular function: hydrolase activity; carboxy-lyase activity.
AUGCUUGGUAAGAUCGCUCUUGAGGAAGCCUUCGCGCUUCCCCGCUUCGAAGAAAAGACCCGCUGGUGGGCAGGCCUCUUCUCCACGGACGCCGAAACUCACGUCAAGGAAAUCACCGACAUCAACAAGAUCCGCAUUGAGCACGCAGACAAGCAUGGCGUCGGCUACCAAAUCCUCUCAUACACAGCACCUGGUGUGCAGGACAUCUGGGACCCCGUAGAAGCCCAAGCGCUCGCCGUCGAGAUCAACGACUAUAUCGCCGAACAAGUGCGCGUGAACCCCGACCGAUUCGGUGCUUUCGCAACACUAUCAAUGCACAACCCCAAAGAAGCAGCUGACGAACUCCGCCGCUGCGUCGAGAAAUACGGCUUCAAAGGCGCCCUGAUCAACGAUACUCAACGCGCCGGCCCAGACGGCGACGACAUGAUCUUCUACGACAACGCAGAAUGGGAUAUCUUCUGGCAAACCUGCACAGAGCUCGACGUUCCCUUCUACAUGCACCCCCGGAACCCCACGGGCACAAUCUACGAGAAGCUCUGGGCUGAUCGCAAAUGGCUCGUGGGUCCUCCUCUUAGCUUCGCGCAUGGCGUCAGUCUACACGUUCUCGGCAUGGUCACGAAUGGCGUGUUCGACCGUCAUCCCAAGCUGCAGAUUAUCAUGGGUCACUUGGGUGAACAUGUUCCCUUCGAUAUGUGGCGGAUUAACCAUUGGUUCGAGGAUCGGAAGAAAUUGUUGGGUCUUGCUGAGACGUGCAAGAAGACGAUUCGGGAUUAUUUCGCGGAGAAUAUCUGGAUUACUACCUCUGGGCACUUUUCGACUACUACCUUGAACUUCUGUAUGGCGGAGGUUGGAUCUGAUCGGAUUUUGUUCUCGAUUGAUUAUCCCUUUGAGACUUUCUCCGAUGCUUGUGAGUGGUUUGACAACGCGGAGCUCAAUGGGACGGAUCGGUUAAAGAUUGGACGGGAAAAUGCGAAGAAGUUGUUCAAGCUUGGUUCUUACAAGGAUAGUUCCGCUUAG